AUGGGGGAUCAACUGACCGAGGACCAGAUCUCCGAGUUCAAGGAGGCAUUCAGCUUGUUCGACAAGGAUGGAGACGGUCAGAUUCACUCUCUUUGUGCCGUUCUCUGUCAUUAGUUUUCAGAGUUGAAUCGGCUGCUUCUUGGACGUCUUGUCUGUGGUUAUCUUUGGUGUGGUAUUUAUUUCUUGAUCUGGUGGUUUGCUGGCUUCUAUUUUGACCGAGUCCUCGUCGUGUUAUGGCACCGGUCUUCAACCAUUUUGACCGGUCCUUGUUGACGGCGCAAGCAGCAGAUUCAUUAUUACUUUUGAUUUCAUCGUUCUCAGCCAGAUUCAUUUUUCCCUUCUGAAAAUGCUAACCGUAAUACGCAUCCUUUUGGCUUGCCUACUGACCAUCCCAAAUUAUUUGUUUGUCAAUCUGUUUGUUCUGAAGUUCUGGAUUCAUACGUCAAUGGGCAAACACGUGUCAUUGCUUGUUUCUUCUGAUUUCCACUUUUUUUUCAAACUUAAAUCUAAUUGAAUUAGAAUAACAUUGUCUGGGGCUGUUAUUUUUGUCUGCGAAUUCGACACGUCUUUUCAUCUCUUUAGCUGAUGAAUGAUUAUAGUCGACGAAAUACAGUGUCUUUCCUCUCAUCAUAGGGGAAGGUACGAAUUAGCCAGUAAUUUAUGCUUCUUUUGAUUAACUCCUGAUAAGACUGAUGCAGCCGGUGGUGGAGCAUCGGGAAUCGCGCGAAUCCCAUGGUUUUAAGAAAUUUCAUUCCUCCGUUGCCAUUCUCUCUCCAACAUUCCUCCUAAAGUUUCAGGUUUAUUUUUACGGUAUUUGAUGCAUUAGUCACAGCGGUGACAAACUUUCCUGUAUUUCAUGUAAUUAAGUUGGCAAGGGCCGAAGAUAAUUUUUAAAGUGAUGUGCAGGGGAAGAAAUGAUGUCUAAUGAAUGUUCUGCGAUACAAUUUCCUAUAGUUUUCCGCACAUUAUUGUAGUGCAGAGUUGCAUCUCCCUUGUCAAAUUAGUGUAUUUUCGCAUCGUACAUAUAUUUCCUCAAAAUUUUAUUUUGUGCUAGUAUUUUUCUAUUAUUUUACUGUUAUAUAUAACAGAAGCAAGUUGGGACAUUGUUAUGCUCCCACCUUCUAAAAAUGUUACCGUACUUACCUCUUUAGGGAUGCAUGUUCCAAAUUCCUGAGAAACAAGUUGCAUUGACUGAGGGACGUCAGGACUUUAAAGGAUCAGUGGCAUAAAGUGGGGAGUAAUAAUUGUUCGAAACAUAUUAAGCUGUCUCAUGGAUAUAUAUUUAUUCAUAAAAAAUGAAAACAUCAUUAGUUGUGCUGUCGAACCUUUUUUUAAAAAUCAGGAGAUUGUUUGAUCAUCUGUACUGCGAAGAAUAUCUAGUUUCAUACUUGUUUUAUGGAUCAUCUUUACUUCCCCACACACUAAUGUUCUCUCUAUCUUUCUCUCUCUAUCUCUCUCAGAUUCUUUUUUUUUGUUACGAGAAUAGUAGCCUUUUUCUCUGUACUUAACUUUUGAAUCUUGUCAAUUAGUAAUUACUUUUUGCAAUCUAUAUGCUUGCCCAGUAUUUUGACCUCCUUCUUUACCUGAGAAUUGGGCGUAUCCAUACGAAUUCGAGCUUUGUUCACAAAUCCUGAGGUUUUGAUCCUAUUUUGCGUCAGGGCUACCUUUUAAAAAGGAAAAUGGACGGUACGAUGUUUCUGCCUACCAGUAUCUGUGAUAGAAGGUUUCUGCUAACUUUAAAAAGGUUCCCCUCUUAUCACAGAAGAGAUGGAUUCUAUAUUUCUACGACGUGAUGUAAACUUCAACAGGAAACACUUACUUAAGACUGGUGCCUAGAUGCAAGCAAUGACUUACCUGUGUUCUCCUUACCAAAAUUUAGCUUCCUGGAAAGUACAGUCCACUUAAGUACUCCGACGUCUCCCCCGGGUCUUACAAUAGUGAGUAUGUGACGUGUGAGACCCCGAUUCUCAAGGUAAUAUAGGAAACUUAGCUCCCCCCUGGGCGUGGAGACAGACUGGAGAGUUGAGACGUUGAUCAUUGUGCCAUUGCCCUCGAAAUAUGGGCAUAGGUUGCUUUUCCUUCAGUCUAGAUAUAUGCUCAAGUGGAAUGUGCCCAGUGUGAAGAGCCUUGAAGAAAGGGGGGGUCUUUGGCUGAAAAGUUGCAACACUUUCUCAGUAAUCAGGCAAUUUGGAACCCUCAUAUUCUUGGGCAAGAUCUCGGGGAGUGCAUGCUUGCUUGCUAUCUUAACUUACACACCUGGCUGCCGUUCGGGGAAAGUGGAUAUUUUGGGUUAUUCCUUUUAAGAAUCUCACCUCCGCUGCUUCCAACUCCAUUGGGUUUUCAUUCAGAAGCCCCCUCCAUCGUCACCAGAUUCUUCUCCAUCCUGUGCAUUAGGUCUGAGACAUCCUCUGACAUUUCACUGUCCCUGUUACUAAUUUGUUUGGUCGUAGUGACCCACUGGUCUCCUCUCUCUCUCUCUCUGGCUCUAUGUGCUCAUUCCGUUGUCCGAUAAACAUUUCAUAAUUACUAAUUUUUUUGGUCGUGGUGGCCCACCGGUCCUCUCUCUCUCUCUCUCUCUCUCUCUCUCUAUGGCUCUGUGUGCUCAUUCCCGUUGACUUUUAAACCUUGCAGGUUGCAUCACAACCAAGGAGCUGGGGACGGUGAUGCGAUCCCUUGGGCAGAACCCCACCGAGGCGGAGCUCCAAGACAUGAUCAACGAGGUGGACGCGGACGGGAACGGGACGAUCGACUUCCCGGAGUUUUUGAAUCUGAUGGCGAGGAAGAUGAAGGACACCGACUCUGAGGAGGAGCUGAAGGAGGCCUUCCGGGUGUUCGACAAGGACCAGAACGGCUUCAUCUCCGCCGCCGAGCUCCGCCACGUGAUGACCAAUCUCGGCGAGAAGCUCACCGACGAGGAGGUCGACGAGAUGAUCCGCGAGGCCGACGUCGACGGGGACGGCCAGAUCAACUACGAGGAGUUCGUCAAAGUCAUGAUGGCCAAGUGA
Molecule: messenger RNA, 3005 nt
Organism: Spirodela intermedia
Lineage: Eukaryota; Viridiplantae; Streptophyta; Magnoliopsida; Alismatales; Araceae
Source: the annotation of a GenBank genome assembly